AUGGAAACGCAUUCCAAUUUCACCUUCGUCGAAACCGGUAUCCCGCAUUCGAGGCGUGGCACGUCCAGAGGCUCUGCUGCUCGAAGUCUUAUUCGCAGCCAUGCCAUGCAGCAAGUCUGGGAACAGCGCCGCCUGCAACGCGCUCAAAGUCAGAGAGACAGCAACUUCGAGAUUGUCUUCGAGAAUGAGCAGAUGAAGGGUGCAAAAAAGUCCAAAACCCGUCCGUCACAACAGUCAUGCGGUAUUCAGCCAGCAAGCAAAUCUACCAAGAGCGCAAAGAAGGUCAAUAAGCAAACCCUGCCUCCCUCGAAUAUAUCCGAAGCUGCAAAGAGUUCCAUAGCAGGAAGCUGUAAAGAAAACGGCAGACGUGGAAGAUCCAUGAAUAUCAAGGAUGGGGCUUUGCAAACAUUAGGAGACGGCUCCUCUGGUGCUGAACAAGUCACGCAACAAGCACAUGCUGGGAGCGGAAAUUCGCCAUCACCAUGGAAUCUUUCUCCACCUUCCGCUAUAGGAAUGUGUCUGAUGGACCCUUUCAAUACUUGUGCGGUCUCGCUAGGGACCAAAGAAAGCCGCUACAUGACGCAUUACUUCCAGGCCCUUUCGUGGCGGUUCACAUUACCCAAGCAGACUUGGCUACGAUAUGCUAUACAUGAUCCCGGUCUCUUACAUGGGGUACUAGCCAUUGCUGCAGCUCACUACUCCUUUACAUCUACUCACGGACUUUCCGAUGACGCAUUGUUCCAUCACUGGAAGACCAUCAACCACGUUCAGAAAUGCCUGGAUGAUCCCGCCUUGCGAUUUUCAGACGGUGUAAUUGGUUCGAUUGGUCGCAUGGUGAUAUGUCAUCUCAUCUUCGGCGAUCGACUACAAUUCAUUACCCAUCUGACCGCCCUUCAGAGGAGUGCUGAAGCCAGGGGUGGGCUUGAAAGUCUUGGCAUGGUUGGACAACUUAAGUAUAUCAUCUCCAGCUGUGUGGCAGGUGCCGCGACAAUAUGGUGGGAAGAUGUCCCUCCACAGCUGAAAUAUCCCUACGGGUUCCUUGCCUACCCUGCUGUGGACGACGUGCCUGACGUAGAACCCUAUGAUCCUGAAUGGGGUUCGGCUUUUCGUGAACUCAAUCAUACUGGCUUCCUGUCGGACACGCUGCUCGACAUCUGUGAGGCUAUUGUUGCACUCAACUCAGUCAUCAGCUCUCGAAGAAGCUGGAAUGAGGCGCAGCAGCGCAUAUUUGGCGACCAGUGCAACAAAAUGUCCCUCAGGCUCGUCUAUAUGAAAGAGAACGAGUCUACCAGCCGGUAUCAGAUGACUACGCAGGAUCACAUGCGAGAGUGUGUCCGUUUGGCGGUUCAUUUCUAUGUUUCUGCAUUUCAGCGUGACGUUCCACUCCUGUCCAACCUCUCAAUCCAGACAUUACACCGGCUCGAGGAGUCUCUCUAUCUCACAGAUCUCGAGAACUCCUGGGGCGGCGGUCAGCUUGGAGAAGUGCUGUUGUGGGUUAUGAUCAUUACUGCUUCUGGUUGCGUCCGGCGGCAAGAGAGGGAGUGUGCAGGGGCACAACUCCGGAAGACUGCACUGCAGCUUGGAGUGACGGAGUGGCUCGAACUCAAGAGAAUCUGCAGGAGGUUCCUAUUUCUUGAUAGUGCGGUGGAACGGAAGACUUGGCCGUUAUGGAAGGAUUACGGACCUCGCUCGGAAGAUGAUACGUCGCCCACACUGUCCCAAGCCAGCAUAUUGCCGAAUGAUGAACAAGCUAUAAUCGUUCCCUAA
Messenger RNA from Endocarpon pusillum Z07020, 1767 nucleotides. RefSeq lists its product as uncharacterized. The record is from RefSeq and is a predicted model, not a curated record. The transcript has a single exon. Lineage: Eukaryota; Fungi; Ascomycota; Eurotiomycetes; Verrucariales; Verrucariaceae. The coding region runs from base 1 to 1767 and encodes 588 amino acids.